Molecule: messenger RNA, 1552 nt
Organism: Camelina sativa (false flax)
Lineage: Eukaryota; Viridiplantae; Streptophyta; Magnoliopsida; Brassicales; Brassicaceae
Source: RefSeq, a predicted model, not a curated record
ACUUUUACUUAUCUCUAUGGAUGCCAAAAGGUUUGAGACAACCUGCUCGAGAGAUGUAAUCAGCUGGCUCCCUGACGAGGUUCUGGGAAAGAUCUUGUCAUUUCUUCCGACAAAACAGGCCGUUUCAACAUCUCUUCUCUCCAAAAAGUGGAGGUAUAUCUUUCGACUGGUGGAUAAUCUCUAGUUUGAUGAUUCUUUCUCCCUGCUAGCCCAAGAGGCUCAACAACCAAGGUAUCCGGAGGCCUUCGAGAACUUUAUGCGCGCCCACGGUAUUGAUAAACAAACUAGUUAUGUGUUCACGGAGGGAUUCAAGAAUAUGAUUGAUCGAACAUUAGCUUUGCAAUGUGAUUACCCGAUCAAGAAAUUCUCCCUAAAAUGUCACGUUGGCAAGGAUGAUGAGCGUCAGAAAGCUUGUGUGGGCCGCUGGAUAUCCAAUGUGGUAGGGCGCGGUGUUUUGGAAAUGGACUUAAGGAUAAAAGAUCGGGGUAUACACUUCCUGCCCCCUCUGCUCUUCGCAAGCAAAACACUGGUUAAGCUGACAAUAGGGACACAGCUCUAUCUUGGAAAGCUUCCUUCAUAUGUGUCACUUCCAUCUCUCAAGUUUCUCUUCAUCGAUACUGUUUUCUUUGAAUAUGAAGAUUUGUGUUGUGUGCUUCUUGCUGGUUGCCCGGUACUCGAAGAGUUAUCAGUCCAUCACAUUAACUUUUCUGCGACGCCUCACACCAUAUCGAGUCCAACCGUCAAGAGACUAUCCGUUUACUACGAUUCUCCUCUUGAUGUUGAUUGUGCUUGUUAUAUGUCAUUUGACCUGCCAAAGCUUGUCUACCUUGAGUAUUCUCACUGUGCCUUGGGUGAGUAUUUGCAAGUUAAUCUCGAGUCCCUUGUCGAAGCUAAGCUGGACCUUUGGCUGGAAAGAAAGGUCGACAGGCUGGAUGUAACUGAUCUCAUUACAGGGAUAAGCAACGUUCAGACCCUGCAUCUUUCUCCUGGUUCUGUUGACGUGAUUUAUUUACACUGUAAACAUGGGCUGCCAGUGUUCAACAAUCUUGUUAAUUUAUCUGUGGGGAGUAAGAAUAAAAGAGGUUGGAAACUGCUGGCAUAUCUGCUUAAGCAGUCUACGAAGCUUGAAACUCUAAUCGUCAAGGAUCUGAAUGGUUACACUGGGGAUGUCUCAAUGCCUCCGAACAAAGUGAAGGUGUUGCAUAUUCUUGGUUAUCGGGGAACUGCGGAUGAGUUGAAACUGUUGAAGAGUUUUCUCGGGGAAUUCAAGUGUCUCGAACUGGUUCAAGUGGAUGUUGCAAACGCUGCAGAGGAUGAUGGCAUCAUAUUGCAAAUCAAAAGGGAGCUUCUUGGAGUUUCACUUCCAUCCAAGUGCCAGUUCAAAGUCAAUUCAUAACGCUAUCAGUCUCUGUAUCUGUUAUUUCCCUUUGGUGGUCACCAUUACGGGUUUGUAUUUGUCUUUGAAUGUUCUGUCCUUUUUCUCUCUCUCUCUCUCUCUGAAUGAUCCGUAAUUACGCUUAUCAUAUAUGUUCAUGUGGUAUGCUUGCUCAAA